This is a messenger RNA of Pimephales promelas (fathead minnow), 869 nucleotides long. Lineage: Eukaryota; Metazoa; Chordata; Actinopteri; Cypriniformes; Leuciscidae. The record is from RefSeq and is a predicted model, not a curated record.
AGCAGUCGAACAUUUGCAGAAGACUCAAUUUUGUCCAUUCACUUACUGUGAUUACACCACCAUGGCUUCACAAAAGCAAGUGGCCAAAAUAGAAGGAAAGCCAGCCCCAGCUCCAGAGGAAGAACCAGCAUCAGCAGCACUGGAAACGGUUGCUUCUGCCCCAACUGCAACACCAGAGUCAGCUACAAAAGAAUCCGAAAAAGCCAGCACUGCACCUGGGCCAGCCCCAGUCGAAGAUCCAGCCAAAGCACAAGCAUCUCUUCCUAAUCCAGCUUUCAAAAACGAUCCUGCUGCUGCAGGUAAUUUCACUGCUGAACAACUUGAAGAGUUCAAGGAAGCAUUCCUGUUGUUUGCCAGGACUCCCUCGGGGGAGAUGAAGAUAUCACUAGCUCAGUGUGGGGAUGUGAUGAGAGCUUUGGGCCAGAACCCAACUAAUGCUGAAGUCUUGAAUGUUCUAGGGAAACCAAAGCCUGAAGAGAUGGAAACCAAAAUGAUCGACUUUGAGACUUUCCUGCCUAUGUUUCAACAAGUUUCAAAGUCUACGGAAAGGGGUACAUUUGAAGAUUUUAUUGAGGGCCUUCGGGUCUUUGACAAAGAAGGCAAUGGUACAGUCAUGGGGGCUGAACUCCGCCAUGUGCUUGCUACUUUGGGUGAGAGGUUGUCUGAGGGUGAAGUGGAUCAGUUGCUGGCAGGGCAAGAAGACACAAAUGGUUGUAUCAACUAUGAGGCUUUUAUAAAACAUGUCAUGGCGGCUGAGUGAUCGUUUCUGCCUAGGUACAGUGGCAGCCUCACAUUGAUGUUUGCAGAAGUAAUCUGAAGGUCAUGUGUGAGAAUUGACAUCAAUAAAACAACAUUUUUGUAAAAUAUUA